This is a messenger RNA of Salpingoeca rosetta, 1386 nucleotides long. RefSeq lists its product as uncharacterized. The coding region runs from base 1 to 1386 and encodes 461 amino acids. NCBI's taxonomy places the organism in Eukaryota, Choanoflagellata, Craspedida, Salpingoecidae. The transcript has a single exon. The record is from RefSeq and is a predicted model, not a curated record.
AUGUCGCGCCGAGGUAUGAUGCAGGGCACGACACAACUCACCCCGGGCGGGCGGCAGGCACAGCAGGUAUUCCUCUCCCCGGCAAACGGCGAUGGUGGCUCCUACUCUGCGAACAAGAGCAUCUACCAGCUGGACUUUGUGCUUCCAGACACAGAUGGAUUUGUCUCUGCUGAGUACGGCUUUCGCCUGCGUGGCAAGAUCAAGUGCAGCUACGGCACGGGUCCCGCUGGCGGCAACUCUUACGAGGACGUGUUUCUCUCCCCAAGCUGUGGUCUUCACGGAAUGAUCAAGAGCGUGGUCGUGACAACAGGGAGCAACCAGGUCCUCGAGCGGGUGCAGAACUACCCGCGACUGGCCACGCACCUUCUCAACGCAACGAGCAGCAGCAAUGCCAUCUGCAGCCAGCGCCAAGCUGAAGCGGGCAUGCUCGGUGUACUUGCGGACCCAACAAAGGUGACGGGCAAGCAGACCAAUGACAGCCUGAUCUAUGUGAAUGAGAUCAACAACCUGAACGAGCGACGCUUCUGCUUUCAACUGGAGACGGGCAUCAGCAAAGGGCAGCAAGACCUCGGUCUUCGAAUUCAUGGCGGCAUUCGCGUGCAGCUGGAGCUGAACAACAACGCGCUCUUCCUGUUUGCACCAAACGCCAGCACCGCCAUUACAGCUGAGCAGAGCAUCAGCAACGUCAACUUUGAGAUUUCCGAUGUCACCCUGGAGUACACGCUCGUGUACAUGGCACCACCCGCCAACAUGGAUCUGAGUGCACCGGGCAAUGCCGUGCCAUCUGCCGCCCUCAUGCGUGGCAUGGCACCGGAUGGUACUCAGGUUUACCAGUCCUUCUCAGACUCCAUGACCAGCAUCAACAACAGCUUCAACAGCACAAGCUUUGCGCCAGGCUUACCCGCAGUCAAUACGGUGCUCUUCAACUUCCUGAGCAUGGGCAGGACACAGGGUAAGACGGAUCCACAAUCACUGGACAACUUCAGCCUGGACCGCGGGCAGUUCAUGAUCAACGGCGAGCGUGUGUCCUACUUUGAUCAAAUCAGCCCGAUUCAGUUGAAGAUGGCUGGGUUUGAAGCACUUGGUCCGUGGGAGAUUGUUGCAGCGAGCACGACCAUCGAUCAGCGCGUUGGGAUCUUUGGUCUCCCGAUUGACACGUACACCUCGGGACCGAACAUGAACAGCACGAACCGCCCACAGAUUGACUUCUAUCUGAGCGACACCUCCACGUCCACGCCGGCUUACACGGGAGCCCCCAUUGCGACUGGAUCCUACAAGACUGCGUUCACAACACCUACCGAGCCUGCCAUCAUGCAUGUGUUCUUCCUUGGCACGCGUGCCGUCACACCUACAGCUGAUGGCUUUGUUCGUUCUGCAGUGCUCUGA